AUGGCAUUAUCACUGGAAGAAUUCAUCCACUCCCUUGACCUCAGGACCCUCCCCAGGGUUCUAGAAAUCCAGUCAGGCAUCUAUUUUGAAGGCUCUAUUUAUGAAAUGUUUGGAAAUGAAUGCUGUUUGUCAACAGGAGAAGUGAUUAAAAUUACUGGUCUCAAAAUUAAGAAGAUAAUAGCUGAAAUUUGUGAGCACAGUGAAGGUUGUGAGUCCCCACAACCAUUUGAACUGCCUAUGAAUUUUCCAGGUCUUUUUAAGAUUGUGGCUGAUAAAACUCCGUACCUUACUAUGGAAGAAAUUACAAGAACCAUUCAUAUUGGACCAAGUAGACUAGGGCAUCCUUGCUUCUAUCAUCAGAAGGAUCUAAAACUAGAGAAUCUCACCAUAGAGCAGGGUGAGCAAAUCAUGCUCAACUCAGUUGAAGAGAUCAACGGAGAAAUAAUGGUGAACUGUGGAGUAGUAAGGAAUCAUCAAAAUCAUUCCUUUACUUUGCCUUUGUCACAAGAAGGAGAAUUCUAUGAGUGUGGAGAUGAACAUAUUUAUACCCUAAAGGAGAUUGUUGAAUGGAAGAUUCCCAAGAACAGAACCCGAACUGUGAAACUUACAGAUUUUUCAAAUAAGUGGGACUCAGCAAAUCCAUUCCCUAAAGACUUUUAUGGUGCUCUGAUUCUCAAGCCUAUUUAUGAAAUUCAAGGUGUGAUGAAAUUCCGAAAAGAUAUAGUCCGCAUCCUCCCCAGUUUAGAUGUUGAAGUCAAAGACAUUACUGACUCUUAUGAUGCUAACUGGUUUCUUCAGCUGUUAUCUGCAGAAGAUCUUUUGGAAAUGACCAAUAAAGAGUUCCCCAUAGUGGCGGAAGUCAUAGAAGCACCUCAAGGAAACCGGCUGCCCAAAAGCAUUUUGCAGCCUGGAAAGACCAUCGUAAUCCACAAAAAGUACCAGGCGUCAAGGAUCUUAGCCUCAGAAAUUAGAAGCAAUUUUCCUAAAAGACAUUUUUUGAUCCCCACUAGUUAUAAAGGCAAAUUCAAGCGGCGACCUCGGGAGUUCCCAACCGCCUACGACUUAGAGAUAGCUAAGAGUGAAAAGGAUCCUCUCCACGUGGUGGCCACCAAAGCCUUUCAUCCCCCUCAUGACGAGCUGUCAUCUGUGUCUGUUGGGGACCAGUUUCUAGUGCAUCACUCAGAGACCUCUGAAGUCCUUUGUGAGGGGAUAAAAAAAGUGGUGAACGUUCUGGCCUGUGAGAAAAUCCUCAGAAAGUCCUAUGAGGCCGCAGUGCUCCCUCUGUACAUGGAAGGAGGCUUCGUAGAAGUGAUUCAUGAUAAGAAGCUGUACCAGAUUUCUGAGCUCUGUAAACAGUUCCGCUUGCCCUUCAAUGUGAAGGUGUCUGUGAGAGAUCUUUCCAUUGAAGAGGACAUUUUGGCUGCUACACCAGGACUGCAGUUGGAGGAAGAUAUCACAGACUCUUAUCUGCUCAUAAGUGACUUUGCCAACCCCAGGGAGUGCUGGGAAAUUCCUGUUGGCCGCUUGAAUAUGACUGUUCAGUUAGUUAGUCAUUUGUCUGGGGAUACAGGAUCAUUUCUAGUCAGGACUCUGGUAGAGGAGAUCACGGAAGAGCAGUAUUAUAUGAUGAGGAGAUAUGAAAGCUCUCUCUUGCAUCCCCCGCCUCGCCCGCCCAAGCACCCUUCGGUGGAGGAACCAAAGUUAACCCUGCUAACCUCAGCAGAAGAAAGGACAGGGGAUCUGCCUAAGUCUCCCAAGAGUCACCACGUAGACAUAGCCAAGAAACUUGACUCAAAGCAAGCUGGCCUGGAUUCAAAAGUACCAGUUAACCAACCAAAUCAGGAUGAUUUGGCUGACGUGGAGAGAGAGAAGAGGAAGCAUGGGCCACUGCAGCAGCAUGCACCAAUGUGA
This is a messenger RNA of Cynocephalus volans (Philippine flying lemur), 1911 nucleotides long. RefSeq names its product thymocyte selection associated (gene THEMIS). NCBI's taxonomy places the organism in Eukaryota, Metazoa, Chordata, Mammalia, Dermoptera, Cynocephalidae. Gene Ontology annotation, cellular component: nucleus; cytoplasm. The record is from RefSeq and is a predicted model, not a curated record. Gene Ontology annotation, biological process: T cell receptor signaling pathway.